AUGAUCAGCAAAGUUAAGAACGCCAUGUCGACGCUGGUGGGAGGGAUGGUUCCACAUGGGCACCACCACCACCACCACAACCAUCACCACCACAGCGGGGGGCCACAGGAGCAAAGCCUGCCUCCGCGCUUCCCCUACGGCCGCCCGGACUUUCUGGAGCUCACCCAGGAGCUCUUGCAGUACUCCACAGAGCACGCCUCACGCCCGGUCAUAUCGCUCAAGAGAGGCAGCAGGCUCCCGUGGAAGACUGGUUACGCAGAAGUCAUCAAUGCGGGGAAGAGCAUGCUCAAUGAGGACCAGGCCUCCUGCGAGAAGCUGUUUGUGAAGAAACCCAGCGGAAAACAGAGAAAUUCUACUCUUCUGGAGGACAGUGGGGAUGGCACAGGCAUCCCGAUGCACUUCUGGGGCGUGUACGACGGACACGCAGGUUCUGGAGCCGCGAUUAUGGCGUCAAAACUGUUGCACAGACUCAUACGCGACCGUCUGGGAGAGAUCUGCCACCUGCUGGAGAACCCCAACACUGCGCCCCCUAUCUGCCUGGCCAAAAACGGAAACCCCUACCAGGCCGACGCAAAGAAGGCCCCCGCCCAGGAGCCAGAGGUCCCCGAUGCCGUCUGUGACUCCACCCUGAGGUUCCACAUGGAGAAGACUGUGAGUUUGGAAAGUCUGGUCAUGGGAGUCAUAGAGACGGCUUUCAAACAGAUGGAUGACCUCAUUGAAAAAGAAAAAGCAUCGUAUGCUAUCUCCGGAGGCUGUUGUGCCUUAGCAGCAAUUCACCUAAUGGGGAAACUGUAUGUGGCCAACGCUGGAGACAGUCGCGCCAUAAUCAUCAGAAAUAAUGAAAUCGUUCCCAUGACGAAUGAAUUCACUCCUGAGUCAGAGAGACAGCGAUUACAAUAUCUGGGUUUUCUGAGACCGGAGCUCCUGGGGAAUGAGUUCACUCACAUUGAGUUUCCUCGGAGGAUUCAGCACAACGAACUCGGCAAGAAGAUGCUCUACCGCGACCACACCAUGACGGGCUGGGCUUACAAAACAAUUGUUGAGGACGACCUAAAAUUCCCGUUGAUUUACGGAGAGGGUAAAAAGGCUCGUGUGAUGGCCACUAUCGGGGUGACCAGAGGCUUGGGCGACCACGAGCUAAAAGUCUACAAUUCCAAUAUUUACAUCAAGCCUUUUCUUUCCUGUGUUCCCGAGGUUAUGGUGUACAACAUGGAGGAUAACAAGCACGGUCCCAACGACGUCCUGGUCAUGGGCACAGAUGGAUUAUGGGAUGUGACCACUGACAGGGAGGUGGCAGAUGCUGUGUCCACGUACUUAUCCUGCUGUGACCCUACUGAUCCCAUGAGGUACUCUCUGGCCGCUCAGGACGUGCUGAUGCGGUCGCGCGGCGUGUUGAAGGAGCGCGGCUGGAGGUUACCUAACGAGAGACUGGGCUCCGGAGACGACAUUACGGUUUUUGUGGUCCCACUGGCAGGAAGCGAGCCAGAGACAUGA
Molecule: messenger RNA, 1494 nt
Organism: Knipowitschia caucasica
Lineage: Eukaryota; Metazoa; Chordata; Actinopteri; Gobiiformes; Gobiidae
Source: the annotation of a GenBank genome assembly